GAUGACAACGCUGGUAAAGAUAUGGUGGAUCUGUCUGCAAAUGCUCAAUCUGGUGAAAAUAACACUGCGUCAGAUAUACUAGUAGCUUCAAAGAGUACCGAAGUACCACAGCUGCCGCCGGCUUUUGAUGAACAUCCAAGACUGCAACUAUCAGGGCAUUCACUUGCUACGGCCUGUAAGAAAAAACAAAAAAGAACCAAGGCGGACCGUGCUCCAAAACCACCCAAAAUGAGUAAAAAGGACAAGAAAAAGGUACCCGUUGCCAGGGACAGGGAAUUUGGCGCCGAGGGUGCAGUCACAGGUGAAAUCAGGGAAGUACCAGCACGCGGGAAAUCGAGUAUGCCAUUACCAUUGAAUAAAAUAGGAAAAAAGUCAAAUGAAAUAGCUGCAGGUGCGUUGAUAGAACGAAGAACUGAGAACAUGGAGCAUGCAAAUCUUCCAAAAUUCGAUGGUAAUAGCAGCGGAAAAGAGAUAACAGCGCUGGAAAAUACUUCUUCAACCAAUGUUCCUGAGCAGUUAGAAGACAGAUCGCAACGGGAAGUGACGACGGCGUCGAACAGUGAUCCUCGUGUUUCGGAUUUGAGCGAGGGGAGGAUCUCAGAUUCGUCAUCGUUUUGUACUAAUGCGAAGAGGAGGCGAAUUGAAUCUCGAAAUAACAGAUUUGCAACUGGCGCAAAUGCAGUUCAGCCCGUGGAUGCAGCUCAGUUUGGUCAAAAACAUUCCGCUUCAGCGAGGAACAACAGGCCCGUGGAAGCACGUCUAACUGAUGCGGAUGCGUCAGAAUCACGUUCCAGAAACAGUUCAUCCAAUUCAAAGCAUAUCUACUUCGAUAAUGUUGCUGAAACUCGUUUGCCUCCGCGGGAAUCAAGUCAGAGGAGAUCGGACGAGAAUCGCACAUCCGAUGGGUGGACUCACGAAACUGACAGCCAGAGGCAUGGAACUGAUGUUGCAGAUGAUAGCGCUUUAAGGAAGAAGCCACGGUUGCCGUGGCAUAAAAGAACACCGGAGAAUAAUAUCAGGGCUUCGGAAGUGAAUUUUUCAUUUAAGAUUCCGAAACCCGGUGACGAACAGAACAAACCACCCAACGCUCCGCAAAAAUCGCGAACACUUGUGUGUCGUUUAUGCUCUCAGGAAGUAGCAGAAGAUUAUGUGGAUCGUCGGCAGCAUGUUAUAGGGAAACAUUUAAAGUGCGAUUUUGAUGAGAGAAUCAGAGAGACACUGUCGUCCGAAAUACGGCGAUGCUUCCCGGGCUGCUUGGUUUACUGUGACGAACAGGUAAACUGA
Molecule: messenger RNA, 1284 nt
Organism: Gongylonema pulchrum
Lineage: Eukaryota; Metazoa; Nematoda; Chromadorea; Rhabditida; Gongylonematidae
Source: the annotation of a GenBank genome assembly